Molecule: messenger RNA, 3781 nt
Organism: Crotalus tigris (Tiger rattlesnake)
Lineage: Eukaryota; Metazoa; Chordata; Lepidosauria; Squamata; Viperidae
Gene: NTAN1
Product: N-terminal asparagine amidase
Exons: 18
Coding region: 519-2042 (507 amino acids)
Biological process (GO): ubiquitin-dependent protein catabolic process
Cellular component (GO): nucleus
Molecular function (GO): protein-N-terminal asparagine amidohydrolase activity
Source: RefSeq, a predicted model, not a curated record
GAAAUUUCGAUAGACAGCCUGUUCACCCGUUCCGCCAAAUUCCAGCAAUUCAGAUUUCAAAUGAUGGCUUUUGGGAGCUGUUUUCCGGCAUUAUGGAAGUAUCUCUCCAAAGACAGCUCUUACCGGGGUUGUCUUUGCUGCGUUGAAAAAGUGAGUCCGAGUGCUUUCCUUAGAAAGUUUGAAAUGAAUUUGAUUGUUCUACUGUGUUCUACAAUGUUCUACUGUUUUUGUCGCUCCCAACAAGCAGUCAAUAAGUGUGGAGGGACAGCUACCACAUUCGUCUCCUCUGAAGACUUCCAUUGGGCAAUGUACAAUCAGGAAGGAGAGGAACUCUAGAUAAAGGUGAACAAGCCAUGUUUGGCUUAAGUUGCGGUUGUGUGAGUAAGCUACAUGCUUUUAUGACCCGCACUCAUUAGCUCCAGGCGAUGAAGCCAGCAUUUACUUUCUCUUGAUCACCCUCAAGACAAGAUGAAUGAUAUCAGCUAUUAAAGUAAUAAAGACCCCAUUGGCUCUGCCAAAUGAAUGAGGAGUCAUUGAAACAACUUCUUGAGAUGUUGCCGUCUUCUUCUUGGGAGCCUCAAAAUAUCACCGCAGGCUGUUUGCCCUUUGAAAGCUAUUUCUCCUUCGCAGGCAUCACAGACUCAGAAACACCGAAAUUAACAACAGAGAAGCCACAGGUAGAUGCCAUGUAUUUAGGAGACCCCUUGCAAGGAGCAUCAACUGGAGUCAACGUGCUGAACAUGUUUACCCAGCCCAGAGACAUUCAGAAACUUCAGAGGAGGAACAUACCAAGAAAGAUGCGUUGGACCCCAAAGAAUACGCUUGUCUUGGAAAUGGAAGGGACUCUGGCCUUGUCCUCCUUGACAGCUGUCUGGGAUGAUGCCUCAACAUUCACCACACCUUUCCAGGACAGGUGUUACCAGGUUUCCAUAAAGCUGAGACCACACCUUCCUGAAUUUCUAGAAGCCCUGGCCAAAAUCUAUGAGAUUUUUGUGUUUACUACUGCCAAGCAAGAUUAUGCGGAUCAAAUGUUGAAGGUCCUUGGACCCCAGAGGAAGCUAAUCAGGCACCAGCUAUAUCAAGAGGACUGUCUCUGUAGCCAUGGUUCCUAUGUAAAGGACCUGUCAGUAGUGGAAAGAGAUCUAGACAGGACUGUGGCAGUUGCAACUUACCUGCAAGCGUUUCCCUACCAGGAGCAAGCCAAACAGUUCCGCAGCCAACCUGCUCAAGCGGUGGGACCAAAAGGACUUCUCUACGUCCAGCAAAGAGAAUUUGCUGCUACCACAUCCAAAGAUGGUUCCGUUUCCAUUCUUGGCUCAGACGAUGCUACAACAUGCCAUUUUGUGGUUCUGAGACACACAGGGAGUGGAGCCAUUUGUCUAACUCACUGUGAUGGAUCAGACACCGAAACAGAAGUUCUGCUGGUGAUAAAUGCAGUAAAAGUUCUUUCUCCAAGCACUGACUGUGGAAGGUUGGAGUUGCAUCUGAUUGGAGGUUUUUGUGAUGACAGACGCCUGUCUCAGCGCCUUACCAGUCAACUCUUAAGAGCGUUUGACCGUCUGCUAGAUAAUGUUUAUUUGAUGACAUUCUGUGUCACAGAACUGAAUGACCUUCAGGAAAAUGGCAGGCAUUUGCCAUAUAUUUACGGAAUUGCUGCGAAUGUUAAAACUGGUGAGAUUUUCCACGCCACGUUUCCAGACCGAGGCCCUGAUGAAGACAUGCGGUCUGCCAGGGUCUUAGCAGGAGCAAAGAUGAUCAGCAUUUAUGACUCAAAGAAGGAACAACUUUGCAUUGGGCCUUACUACUGGAUGCCUUUUCCCCACGUGGAUUUCUGGUUGGAGCAGAGCAACCAGAGCAUCUUACAGAAUCUCUCCACUUCGCCUCUGGCGGAGCCACCCCAUUUUGUGGCCCACAUCCGAGCUACUCUGCUCUAUCUCAGAGAACAUCCGUUCCCCGAUAAGACUCUCUUCCCCACACAGAAACCUCGCCUCUACAAAAAAAAUGCGGAGGGCUUGUGGGAGAGAGUCUCUGGCCAGAUCUGACCCAAAGCAGAGGAACCAGGAGCGCUCUGGAAGUGAAAAUCAAGGAAGGUUGUCAGAGACCUUCCCUGUGACGUGCACAUUCACCUUUGUGAGCCCCACAGAGACAUCGGGGAAAACCAGUCUGUGGCAUUUACGUGGCGGUCUUGCGUGCCCACUCCAAAUAUCCCGUGUUUUCCAAAACAGCCAGCCAAUUCGGUGCAAAAUUAGGAAAUCUUUACACAUUUCAUGAGGUUGGGUCCAAAGUUCUCAAGAACAUAAAAUGGGCCUCUGUAGUAUUGCAAAGGAGGUGGAACCUGAUUGUGUUACUCCCAUCCUUGCUCCCUCAAGUUUUCUGGCUUUCAUCAUCUCUUCAGGACGUCAAAGUAGCCAUUAUGCUUCCUUCAUCAGAGCUAGGUCCUUGAUAAAAUAUCAGCUGGAGAACCUUCCCAUGCUGCAAUGAAGCGUUCUGGUCCCUGUUCUAGAGUACAGAUGGUCUGAUUCAAGGCCUGAUCUGCUUCAGUAAGAUUGGAAUGACCCAACACGAGGACGCUUCAGGUAGGUUAGAACAUGACCUUGACACAAGAUGUUUCGGUGAAGACCUUCUGACCUCUCUGGAACUCUUCUCAGUAGUGUUGGAGGAGCUUUCAAAUGAAGCUAGACCUUGUUGGUGCCACAUCAGAAGAAGCUGCUCCAGACUAAUAAUAGAGAUCUGUGUUGAGGCUCCGAGCAAUAGCUGAAGAAUGUUGACCAUGACAUUCUUCUUGGACUGAGGACCAAAUGUAUGCAAGCAAAUAUGUUGGGUGGGACUUGCCUACAUACCUAUCCUCUGAUAGGGACUUUGGAUCUUCAUGCAGCUCAAUGUGUGUGUGUGUGAUUCUCCUCAAUUCCUUUUUAAAGUUGAUUUUUCUACCAUGAAUCUCCAUAACUGGUCAUUGUUCCAGCAAAAAAACCACAUGGCUUCAGGUACGACUUUCAAGGCACACGUCUGUAUGGACAACGUUCAAGUUUUUGUUCCGGCUUUUUCAGGCUGUACUUUUCUCCACUGUUCAGCUUCCUGUUCUGUCGAAGAGAAACUGAGAGAAUCUGGCCUGAAUCUCACUGUCGCUGUGUCUUGCAGCACCCAAGGUGGUGGGGUUUUCAUUUAACCAGAUCCAUCAAACCGUUGAAUGUAGCCAAAAUAACAUGACGAUUAAAGGCAGUCCCCACUUAAAUCUUCUCCAUUUGCUUAAAAAAAAACAUGUCUUUUAUUAUACCCAUUUCUAAGCAAGGAUCUGACCAUUUUAUCAAAUGUGUUGGCUUUUGUUAACUAAACCCAAAAGCUUUUCCAAACACCUCUGCAUGUAAUGAAACUUUUAAAACUGUUUGAUGAUUUAAUCUGGUUUUCUUUUGAAGUAUUUAUGUGUCUCUGAAGUAGGUAUGUUUUUUCUUCGCUGUUGUUCUACAAUUUCUGGACAAGGCUGAACAUCCUCUGAGGUAUUUGUGAAUGUGCCAGACCUAAAGAAGCUAAUUAUAGGGAAGCAGCCAUUGGAACUUCAGAACCUGGUUGUAAGUACCUUUGAGGGGUCCAUUGUAAUGUUGAAUGAUCACUAAGUGACUGAUUGUUAAGCUGAGGACUACAUGUGUGGCACUUUUAAGCUAUAUUUUUUAGCUGGAUUCACCUACAGUGCUUAAUUGUAAAGUGAUAUGGGGUGGUGAUGGUGGUGACUAAGUGUAAUUAACAAUCUUGUUCAGUGAAUAAAAUACAAUUCAUUUAAGGGCAA